AGACUAGACAUACUUUUACCCCCUGUGGCUCGGGGGGCUUAGAAUACGGCCACGGUAUCCCCUGCCUGUCGUAAGAGGCGACUAAAAGGGGCCACACGUACACACACACACACACAUCGACCACGAUAACAGUAUGGAGAGAUAAGUUUACAGAAGUAAAAGUAUGGAAAAGAAAAGAAGGAGAAAUUUAAAAAAUGCGCGGGGUUUGGGGUUGGCAGUGCUGCCAACCCAUCCCCAAUGCGCGUGGACGAUAGUGUUAGUUGGGCAACAUGGGGACAGAUAAGUCCCCAAAAAGCGCCGGUCCCUGUGGGGGCGAAAUUAGUGAUAGUGAUAGACAUAGGCCGGUAUUCAGAGUCGCAACUUAUUUGUAAGCUGGUAGAUUCACAGUCUCCGAAUAAGCAACGUCUUAAGCAUCAGAUUAAGCAUUUGCGUAGGAAUGUAAAUGCUUAUCGCUGUGGAUUCACAGUCGAAUAAGUCCGCCUUAUUUGUAGGAUACGAGUUCUUAUUUGGCUUCAUUGAGGUUAUGUUUUUAAGUCGACGAUAUUGAGGACUUAUGCACGCGUUUGAAGGUGUUAUUGUGCAGUGUUGAACGAUUUAUUUUGAUUAAUUGUGGUAAAUUAUUUUUAAAAAAGUACAAAAUGGAGUUGGACUUUGCGGAUAUCGAGGACAUUGAUCAUAAUUUGUAUAUAUAUCCACGAAUAUCGAGACGAUAUAUUCGAGACGGGAGUGACCCGUUUGAUUGUUUUGUCUGUCCUUUCUCAUGACACCCCUGUGGAAUCCACAGUCUGAAGAAAAAUACAAGGAAAUCCAGAUCAGGACCCGACAGAUAGUACAAAGAACGUUCGGUGUUUGGAAGCGCCGUUUUCCAUGUCUUACAAGGGGUUUAACAACGAAGUUCUUAUGUUCUACAGCAACGGUAGUUGCAUGUGCUGUGUUGCAUAAUUUAGCCCUAAUUUUCAAUGACAUUCUUGUAGAAGAAGAUGAAAUUGAAAACCAAAAUGAAGAUGGAGAAGAAUUAUUAGGAAACGUGGAAAAUGUUAAUGGCAUUGAUGGAUUUACUAAUAACAUGAUUCAAGUAUAUAUAUUUAUAUCAUUAUGUUCUUUAGAUGCAAGCUCUGGCUUCAGGCAUGUGGUAGAGAAGAUCUUCCUGCUUUGGAAUAUGAACACUACCACAAGACCCGCAGAGUAUGUAGUAAGCAUUUAAAAUAGUACAUGGGUCCUCCUAUUUUCAUAUCAGAUACAAAUAUUCAAGAAGAGAGCAGUAAUAAUCCUGAAUUUGAGCUUCCAGCAAAAUUUCGUGUUGUAGACAUAGCCGAUAAAAAUACAUUUAAGUACAUAAUAAGUGUUUAAUAUAUAAAUACAUAAGAAUAAAUAAUUUAGAUAAAUGAGAAUAAACAUUUUUGAUCUUAUAUGUUUGAUCUUUAGCAACUGCAGGUCCAUAUCAUCAGGGAGACAUUACAUCAAUCCAGACGAAUCCUUUUACAAUUAUUUAUUUACUUUAGAAAACAUUUUUUUUUCAAAUGCA
Molecule: messenger RNA, 1525 nt
Organism: Osmia lignaria (orchard mason bee)
Lineage: Eukaryota; Metazoa; Arthropoda; Insecta; Hymenoptera; Megachilidae
Source: RefSeq, a predicted model, not a curated record